Camarhynchus parvulus is the source of this 1037-nucleotide messenger RNA. RefSeq names its product vasodilator stimulated phosphoprotein (gene VASP). The transcript has 14 exons. The coding region runs from base 39 to 932 and encodes 297 amino acids. NCBI's taxonomy places the organism in Eukaryota, Metazoa, Chordata, Aves, Passeriformes, Thraupidae. Gene Ontology annotation, biological process: positive regulation of actin filament polymerization; neural tube closure; actin cytoskeleton organization. The record is from RefSeq and is a predicted model, not a curated record. Gene Ontology annotation, molecular function: SH3 domain binding; profilin binding.
CGCCACCGGAAGGGCCCGGACCGGGCACGGCCGCCAGCAUGAGCGAGCGGGUGCUGUGCAGCGCCAGGGCCGCGGUGCUGCUCUACGACGAGGCGCAGAAGCUCUGGGUGCCCGCGGGGGGGGUUCCCGGGGCUGGGGGCGCCCCCCAGAGCCCCCCCAGCUGUGUGCAGCUGUUCCAGCAGCCCGGCUCGCUCGCCUUCCGCCUGCUGGGGCGGCGCCUCGGGCCCGAGCAGCAGGUGGUCCUGAACUGCCCCCUGGCGCGGGGGCUGCGCUACAGCCAGGCCACCCCCCAGUUCCACCAGUGGUCUUUGGGGCUGCAGGCCGAGCAGGGGACCCCCCUGGCCUGGCCGGACCCCGAUGGCUCCGCCCCCCCUGAGCAGCCCGACAGGCCGGUGAUGGACGAGCCCGAGCGCCGCGGGACAGGGGGGGCCGGGGGGGGGCCCGGGGGGGUCUCGGGGUUCGCGGCCGCCAUCGCGGGGGCCAAGCUCAGGAAAGUGGCCAAGGACGAGCCCCCGAGCGGGGGCGUGGCCGGCGCUGGGGGCGGGGCCGCCCCUCCCCCCGCCCCUCCCCCGAAGGCGGAGCUGCCCCCGCGGCGGGGGCUGAUGGAGGAGAUGAGCGCCAUGCUGGCCCGCAGGAGAAAAGCCACGGAAGCGCCAAAAAAGGAGGAUGACGUCACCACCGAGGAGGCGGAGCCCGGCGAGCGGAGGGCGGGACCGGCGCCGGAGCCCGUCCGGAGGCCGUGGGAAAAAUCCAGCUCCACCUUGCCCAGGAUGAAAUCGGCCGUUCCAGCCCCCCCCGAGCCCCACAGUGAGCUGGACCUGGAGCGGUUCAAACUGGAGCUGCUGGAGGAAUUUCGGCGGGAGCUGCACAAAAUGAAGGAGGAGAUCAUCCAAGCGCUGCUGAUGGAGCUGAGGAAGCCAAACCGGCCCUGACCCCGCCCCCCACCAAGCCACGCCCCCAAUUUUGGGGGUGGGGGAGGGGUCGGGCCCCUCCCCCCCUUCAACCUUUCCCCCACCCCCAUCUCACCGCCCCCACCC